Rosa rugosa (rugosa rose) is the source of this 617-nucleotide messenger RNA. RefSeq names its product non-specific lipid-transfer protein 1-like. The transcript has 2 exons. Gene Ontology annotation, molecular function: lipid binding. The record is from RefSeq and is a predicted model, not a curated record. Bases 62 to 424 code for a protein of 120 amino acids. Lineage: Eukaryota; Viridiplantae; Streptophyta; Magnoliopsida; Rosales; Rosaceae. Gene Ontology annotation, biological process: lipid transport. Gene Ontology annotation, cellular component: membrane.
CCAGGUAACAUGGUGCCCAAACCCAAAUCAAAGAAGAUUACUCACUGAAAACAGAGCAGCUAUGGCCAGGUUUGCAGGCCAUGGGUUGACAUUCUUGGUGAUACUGGUAUCUGUUCUGGUGACGACUCCGUAUGUCAUUAAGGCAGCUGUAACCUGCGAGCAGGUCGUAAACUAUCUGACUCCAUGCAUCCCUUUUGGAGUGUUUGGAGGGAGCGUACCAGAGGAGUGUUGUGCCGGCGUAAAAGGGCUUCAUGAUGCAGAAGUCACGACAGAGGAUCGGAGAACUGCUUGCGGUUGCAUUCAGAAAGGGUGUGCAAUGAUUCCUGGUCUCGACUAUGACCGUGUAAACACGCUUGGGGAUCUAUGUGGUGCUCCUUGUCCUUAUAAAGUUUACCCUUCUACUAAUUGCUCUCAGGUAAGCUGAACCUAUAUAUUGAAGGCACUGCCAGAAUGAAAAUAAAGCUUCCGGGAAGACUAUAGCAAGCUGAGGCUAGAAACGUUACAACACAAAUGUAUUUAGGGUAUUGCCAAACGUACUGUUGGGAUUUACAAAGUUGUCUGAAAUAAAAAAUACGUUUCAUAUCUCAUACGCAUGAUGUGCGUAUGUGAUUCCUCCA